GUGUAAUGACACAUUUUUUAUGUGGAUUAUUUGUAGCGGGGUUGUCAUAACAACCAGUUUUAUAAGCGGCAUGUUGUUCGAUGUUGUGAUUAGAAGUUUAAUGUGUCAGAAUGAUGGCGGACAUUUUCCGUAAGGCCAGCCGUGGCUUCUCACCGUGUCUGCGUCGCUUUUCUGAUUUCAGAGUAACCAAACAAUCGCUUGAGAGUCCUUCCACUCCUCUCAGUGAACAGGCGUCUCUAUAUGUGCAUUGGCCUUAUUGUCUCAGACGAUGCACCUACUGCAAUUUUAACAAAUACAUACCAAAGGGAAACAACGAAGAAAUCAUGGCAAAGUGUCUGCAGAUGGAAACGGAGACUUUGCUGCAGCUCAGUCAAGUGUCCUGCAUCACGUCUGUAUUUUUUGGGGGAGGAACGCCAAGCCUUGCUCACCCUUCAACCAUCGCUAAGAUCCUUGAAACAGUUUCCAAGAAGGUGACUCUCUCAGAUGAAGCUGAAGUCACACUAGAAGUCAACCCUACCCCCGUGGGCAGGGCAAAGUUAAAAGACUUCCACCAUGCUGGGGUGAACCGUUUCUCCAUUGGAGUCCAGUCUUUGCAGGACAAUGACUUAAAAAGUCUGGGAAGAGAUCACAGCUCCCUGGAGGCUUUACAGACUCUGGAAGAGGCAAAGAGGCUGUGUCCAAGUUCGGUGUCGGUGGAUAUUAUGUUUGGACGUCCCGAGCAGACAGUUGAAUCAUGGAGCAGCGAGUUGUCUGACAUGCUGAGGGUCUGUGACGACCACGUGUCUCUGUACCAGCUGACCCUUGAGAGAGGCACUCAGCUAUUUAAACAGGUGCAUGGUGGACAGAUACACAUGCCCACAGAGGACACGACGGCGGAGAUGUACCAGGCAGCUAGAGAGACUCUUCAGCAGCAUGGCUUUCAGCAGUAUGAGGUGUCUAACUUUGCAAGAAAUAAUUCAGAGAGUCGUCACAACCUGAGCUAUUGGAAGGGAGAACAGUACAUCGGCGUUGGCCCAGGAGCACACGGACGGUUUGUCCCCCUGGGGGAGGGAGGUGUUGCACGUGAAGCCCGGACUCAGACCCUGGAGCCUGACGUGUGGAUCCGUGAAGUCCAGCAGAGGGGGCAUGGGACACGGAGGCGGAUCCAGCUGGGCCAUCUUGAACUAUUGGAGGAGGUGUUGGUGAUGGGGAUGAGAAUGACCAAGGGCAUUAAUCACAAGAACUGGGAGCUGUUCAGCCCUGAAUUAAGUCUUCAUGAAAUCUUUGGUGCAUCUCUCAAUUUCCAAGAGCUUCAGCAGAGUGGACAGCUGAUUCUCGAUGAUAGGGGUUUGCGAUGUUCCUGGAAAGGUCUGGCCCUACUGGACAGCAUACUUCCCAUCUUGCUGGUGGAACUUGACAGGCAGAUUUUUCCCAAAAGUGCCAGCUAACUGAGAAUGAAGUUUUUUUUUAUUUGUUUUAUCAUAACUGAGAAAAA
Messenger RNA from Cyprinodon variegatus (sheepshead minnow), 1474 nucleotides. It is a transcript of the gene rsad1, whose product is annotated as radical S-adenosyl methionine domain containing 1. The coding region runs from base 111 to 1427 and encodes 438 amino acids. Gene Ontology annotation, biological process: porphyrin-containing compound biosynthetic process. Gene Ontology annotation, molecular function: coproporphyrinogen oxidase activity; 4 iron, 4 sulfur cluster binding. Gene Ontology annotation, cellular component: cytoplasm. NCBI's taxonomy places the organism in Eukaryota, Metazoa, Chordata, Actinopteri, Cyprinodontiformes, Cyprinodontidae. The transcript is spliced from 9 exons. The record is from RefSeq and is a predicted model, not a curated record.